UCUGCGACAUUGCUUUUCGAAUUAUCCUGGGUAAAUGAAAACCUGCCUAGUGUUUAAUUAAUUGCAAGAAUAUUAUUUUUGUUAAAUUGCGUUUACCCACAUGAGUCAGCAGAUGGCAAUACGAGUCUUUCAGCUGGUGCCUCUUGCGUGACGUAUAAUCUAAUGGACGGUGCGGGACGCUUCUUCAACAACAGCUACAACUCUGCUACUGAUUCAGCCAUCUUCACAGCUAGCUAGCCAACAUAACACCGAAACAUUGGAGCUCAUUGACCAUUUAUUGGUGUAUAUUAACCUCCGUGUUUUAAACACACUAUCUGCUUAUUUACUAUACUUCAUAAAAUGUCAUUUAUGUUGUCGGUAAGAUUACUUAUUAACUUAGCCUAGUAACGUUAGUGGGCUAUUCGCUAAUGCUAACUAGCUAGCUAACAUAUUCGACCAUGAGCUUGUCCCUUGCUAAAGAAGAGCAGGUCUGCUGGACAGAGAAAGAAGCUCUCGUGAAAGAGGAGGAGGGAGAGGAGGCUGUCACAGUUAAAAAAGAUGAAGCUGUUACAUUGAAAGAAGAAGAAGAAGCUUUCAGAGUGAAAGAGGAGGAUGUUACUGUGAAGGAAGAGGCGACGACUGUCACAGUGAAAGAAGAGGAGGGGGAGAUUACUGUCACAUUGGAGGAGGAAGAAGAGCAGACUGGAGAUCUGAUUAACACCAGAGAGCGACCAGACUCUUACUCUGAAAGUGGGACGUGUCCCGUCGAGGAACCAGACCCAGUGAUGUCCAAAUCAGCAAGACCACAUCACUGCUCUCAGUGCGGAAAGAGAUUUAUCCAGUUAGGGCACCUGAAAAAACAUAAGAGAACGCACACAGGAGAGAAGCCUUAUCACUGCUUUCAAUGUGAAAAGAGAUUUUCCUCAUCAGGUUCCCUGAAAUCACAUGAGAGAAUACACUCAGGAGUGAAGCCUUUCCAAUGCUCCCAGUGUGGAAAGAGAUUUUCCUCGUCAGGUUCCCUGAAAUCACAUGAGAGAAUACACUCAGGAGAGAAGCCGUUCCAAUGCUCCCUGUGUGGAAAGAGAUUCUCCCGGUCAUCGCAUCUUAAAUUGCAUAAGAGUGUACACACAGGAGAAAAACCUUUCCAAUGCUCCCAGUGUGGAAGUAGUUUUACCUCAUCAGAUUCUCUGAAAAGACAUAUAGGUUUACACUCUGGAGAAAAGCCUUACUACUGCUCAGACUGUGGGAAGAGAUUUAGCCGGUUAAACGGCCUGAAACGACAUGAGAGAAUACACACUGGAGAGAAGCCCUACCAAUGCUCCCAGUGUCAAAAUAGUUUUUCCCAGCCCGCUUACCUGAAAUACCAUGAAAGAACACACACGGGAGAGAAGCCUUACCAUUGCUCACAGUGCGGAAAGAAUUUCACCAUGUCAUGUAACUUAAAAACACAUGAGAGAAUACACUCAGGAGAGAAGCCCUAUCAAUGCUCCCAGUGUGGAAAGAGUUUUAACCAGCUAGGGAGUCUGAAAAUACAUGAGCGAGCACACACAGCGGACAAGCCUUACCACUGCUCCCAGUGUGGAAAGAGUUUUAAGAAAUUAGGCAAACUGAAACAGCAUGAGAAAGUACACACAAGCGUGAAGCCUUUUGGAAUUACUCCCACUGUGGAAUAAAAUUAACAUGAGCUAACAAACUCUGUAGAGUAGCCUUUACACUGAUCCUACUGUGGAAUGAGAUUUACCUUUGUAAGGCAACUGACAGAGCAUGAAAGAAUCCACACUAAAGAGAAACAAUAUCAAUGCUCUCAGUGUGGAGAGAUAUUUACCCAGUUAGGGAACCUGAAGGACCAUGAGGUAACAAACACAUGGGAGAAGAGAAAGGGGAGAAGCCUUACCACUACUCCCAGUGUGGAAAGAGCUCUAGUACAUCACACAUACUUGAAAGAACAAGUGCUCCUAUUAUCUCAUAUUUGUUACAGAAAAUGUGUGCUUUUUGUUAUGCCAUAUGAAAUCUAAUUGGAUAAAGUCUACUAAAAAAUAAUUGGUAUGUUUUAAAACAAAUCUCAAGACAUGAAUUCUUGAGUAUAGAGCACAUCAGAAUCAAUUUGUAUGCUUUAUGUGAUUAAAUUGUUAUUUUCAAA
This is a messenger RNA of Oncorhynchus tshawytscha (Chinook salmon), 2119 nucleotides long. Its product is annotated as zinc finger and SCAN domain-containing protein 2-like. Lineage: Eukaryota; Metazoa; Chordata; Actinopteri; Salmoniformes; Salmonidae. Gene Ontology annotation, molecular function: RNA polymerase II cis-regulatory region sequence-specific DNA binding; DNA-binding transcription factor activity, RNA polymerase II-specific. The coding region runs from base 438 to 1652 and encodes 404 amino acids. The transcript is spliced from 2 exons. Gene Ontology annotation, biological process: regulation of transcription by RNA polymerase II. The record is from RefSeq and is a predicted model, not a curated record.